This is a messenger RNA of Calliphora vicina (urban bluebottle blowfly), 555 nucleotides long. Its product is annotated as small integral membrane protein 12. The transcript is spliced from 2 exons. The record is from RefSeq and is a predicted model, not a curated record. Bases 86 to 352 code for a protein of 88 amino acids. Lineage: Eukaryota; Metazoa; Arthropoda; Insecta; Diptera; Calliphoridae.
UGUACAUACGUGAAUAUAUAAAAUCAUUAAUUUUCGUUGAUGAAAUUUAACAAUAUUAUUUAACAUUAUUUUUGAUUGAAACAAAAUGUGGCCGCUUGUUCUUGCUGUUUUGCGGCGUAAUGCCGUAUACAUUACUCUUCCCAUUGCUGGAGUUGUUGGAUUCAUAGGGUACAACUUGGAAAGCUUAAUAUCUGACAAAUACACACCGUACAGCAAAUCCGUCCAAGAUAAUCGUGCCGAGCGUCUAACUGAAGAUGAGAAUCUGGCGAAUGCUGGUCACGUGGAGAAAUUACGAUUAAAAGAGAAUGUUUUAGAACGAAAUUUGUCUCCUUCACUACAAAAGAAAAUCUAAAAUACAUUGAUUAUUCCCAUGAGGUCAGCUUUUGAAAAGAAAUGAAAGUGGACAAAUACAGGAAUGUUUGAUCUUGUGAAGCUCUACUACUGUAUUAAGAUGAUGAUUAACUAUUAAGCUCGAUUAUAACUGAAAAUUUGUUUUCAUAGAAAUUGUUAUUUUUUAAUUCAAUGGAAAUAGACGUAUGUUAAAUAAUUAUGAAA